This is a messenger RNA of Hippocampus comes (tiger tail seahorse), 516 nucleotides long. Its product is annotated as sideroflexin-3-like. NCBI's taxonomy places the organism in Eukaryota, Metazoa, Chordata, Actinopteri, Syngnathiformes, Syngnathidae. The transcript is spliced from 4 exons. Gene Ontology annotation, cellular component: mitochondrial inner membrane. Gene Ontology annotation, biological process: serine import into mitochondrion; monoatomic ion transport. The annotation marks the transcript as partial. Gene Ontology annotation, molecular function: monoatomic ion transmembrane transporter activity. The record is from RefSeq and is a predicted model, not a curated record.
UUUUUUUUUCCAUCUCUUCUUGUCCUUUUAAAUCACCUAUCAAAUGAAAUUUUCCUGACUGACGUUACAAAAAAAAAAAAAAAAACGGGACUUGUGUCUACUUUCAGUCAGCUCGGUGCGGCCUACGUGAGUGCCACGACCGGUGCCGUUGUCACCGCCUUGGGCCUCAAGUCACUGGCCACGCGUCUCCCGCCCAUCGUCAGCCGCUUCGUGCCCUUUGCCGCCGUCGCCGCUGCGAACUGCAUCAACAUUCCCUUCAUGAGACAGAGGGAGUUGAAGUACGGCAUUCCCGUGACCGACGAGAACGGCAACAGGUUAGGAGAGUCUGUCAACGCGGCCCAGCAGGCCAUCAUGCAGGUGGUGGUGUCCAGGAUCGGCAUGGCGGUGCCAGCUAUGGGUAAGGGCUGUAGUUGUGAAAAUCAAAAGUAUGGUGACAUUUCUCUCCAAACAAUAGUUAAAGUAAGCUAGCAGUAUCUUGUUAUUUGUUGAGGCUAAGGCAUUUAUUAGCGUAUGAAU